Molecule: messenger RNA, 4887 nt
Organism: Liolophura sinensis
Lineage: Eukaryota; Metazoa; Mollusca; Polyplacophora; Chitonida; Chitonidae
Product: F-box only protein 33-like
Exons: 4
Coding region: 1-1368 (455 amino acids)
Biological process (GO): positive regulation of protein ubiquitination
Molecular function (GO): protein binding
Source: RefSeq, a predicted model, not a curated record
AUGGCAGCCGGGCCGAACUGGGGAACGUUACCCAGUGUCAUUAUAGUGGAGAUUUUAUCCUAUCUUUCGAGAAAAGACAGACUGAAAACGUCUUCGGUGUGCAAACGAUGGAGAAGCUGCUUAUUUCACCCGACAUUAUGGCAGAAAGUCACUUACAAACUGGGUUCGAUGUAUCGACAGCAGGCGAAAUUUCUGGCAGACACCUGCGGACGAUUUGUCCGAGAAACCACUAUCGAGUUCAACUCACAUAACUCCAUCGAGGUCAGAGAGUGCUGCCGAAUUCUGGACGUUCUGGCCAACAAUAAAAACACACAAGCAUUAUCCAUACGACCUUCGAGUUGCCACGUGGAAUGGCCCUCCGUUGCAGGAACAGAUCUUGUGGAUAGGUUUCUGGACAAUAUUGAAGCCGUGUUAAGAAACAGCAGAAAAUUGCAGCACUUCUCAUUAGGCUAUGCUGAAGAGCUGUUACAGUAUUCCUGUGAUUUCCUCUUGCAAUUGGCGGAUCAUCAUUCCAACCACCUGGAAUCUCUUCACCUGGCCAGCAUCAAGGAAGAUUCGGAAAGCUACGGCAUUAUUGAACUGAACACGGCACCGUUUGAACGGUUUUCCUGCCUCCAUACUCUCAGCAUUGACUACGAUCAUCUCACAAACAACCUCCUUGAACUGUUUGCCAACAACCGGAAGGCCAAGCUGCGAAAGCUCACGCUUCACGUACACGGCGUAGAGCCAGACCACCAAGGCGUGAGAAAUGAGACAUGGCGUAAGCUGCGUAACUACUGUCCACAACUCGGCGUGACCAUAAAUCUCAUCCACUCGACGGAGGGCACUCACCGGCUCCUCGACAUCCUGCAGGUUCAUAUGCCGUUGGUCCAUUUUCGACAGUUUUUCUGCACUAACAUUAAUGUGGCUGCCAUCAAUUACAUUGCAACACAUUUCGGGAACACGCUGCGCUCAGUGUACAUAAUGGAUGGCCUUCUGCAGGGCCUACCCAGUCUCUACCACUCCACUACACCAGAAGAUCCGUUCGUCAUGCUGGCCUGGCGAUGCUCUAAGCUGGAGCAUUUCACACUCAUUGGCUAUGCGAUGUCAGAAGAAGAUGUGGUGGCCAUUGCCAGGCUGAGGGGAGAUCAGCUAAAGUCCCUGGUCCUCCCGGAGAACUGUCUUCACCAAGGGGAGAGCCCUGAUGAUCUCCAGACCUGGGCCAAUAUUGGCGAGGUUUCAGACAACUUCUCUCACAAGGUUUCAGAGGGUCUUGGUCAAACUUGGCAUCCUCUCAGAGAUGAUGAACUGCAUCCUGCUAUCCUAAACUUCCAUGCUGAUGCAGAGUCUGCUUACAUGAACAUACUCCUGCAGGAUCAAACCUGGUAAUCCAACUCCACAAAACAAGAUACAUGGGGCUCCAUAAGGUAACCUAUAGCUGCAGACAUCAGGAGGCUCCAGAGGGUAAUCUGCAACUACAGAGAUGAGGCUCUACAUGGUGAUUUAAGGCUAUAUGAACAUGGAGGUUCCAUGGUUCCUACAGGAAACAAACUUAACUCAGCAAUGUGGAACCUCAUGCAGAAAGAAGGCUUGUCCAGCUGUAAAACUAAAACUGCAUAAACAAGGAGGCUUCUCAUGGAAAAACGAAACUACAGAUAGAAUAAGUCACAGCACAGAAGCCUAAAAUUAAAGCACAAAUUAGUCUUUAUGGUUACCUUAAAUUUGCAGAAACAAAGGGCUCCAUAUGGUUACCAGAAACAAGCAGGGCCUGUAGAUAUAUUAACCAUAAAUCACAAGCAGGAAGACCCCAUGGUCUUUGGCAGAGUACCUUAAAUUGAGAACAAGAGAAAAAAGAUAACGUUCAUUUAUAAGGAGAUGAAUAGUAUUUGCUCCUGUAAGUUGAAUUUCUAGAGCAACGUGCUGUUAAGGUACAGCAAACAGCUGCCAUAGAAAUGUUACCUACAAGUGUGAAAUUUCAAACAUGAAAUUUUGGUAACGUAUGGCGUAAGAUGAUUUUGUAUGCACACUGAUGUGAAGAAUGUUCAUAAAGGCUUUACCUGAAAAACACAUGCCCAGUUAUGGUAUUAUAGAACUUCCAGAUACUGUAGAAUUAAGGAAGACAAAUAUGUGGAAAAAUGUUAAAAAUUAAGAGGUUACUGUGCUCUAUUUUAACAAAAUCUUCAAACAAUUUGCAAAGAGACAGCUGCAAAACAUUUUACUUUUCGAAUAGUACUGCAAUAUUUUUACAUUUCAGAUCUGGGCAUAUUGGGUCCUUAGUCCUUGUUUUUUGGACAGAUUUAUUGGGACAUUUUAUUGCAUAUUUACUGAGGAACGUUCUUGUCACAUAAAAUGAUGUGUAAUGUUAAGUUUGUGUUCAUGUUAACUUUGGCCAUGUGUUUUCUUACUUGCUCAGACCACAGAAUUUAAUACAAGGCCUGUUCACGUAGUUGAAUUUCUGUAAUGCCUGUUUUUUCGGCGGUGAGAAAAUCCCAGGGUUUAAUUGUACAGUCUGAUAUAGGGUCUACCGCUGUAUUCAUUUAGUUUUUUUCUCUUUGUCUUAGAAAAGCCAUAGAUAACGCUGAAUGAUUGCUUCUGCAACCAGAAGGUUAAGGUUUUGUGCUGCAGUGUUCUGGUUUUCAGAUGAACUAUGAACAAAUUCGGAUUAUAUCUUGUGAAUAUGAUGGUGCCUUCACAGUUGUUGGAAAUAGAGUAGAUAUUUGUGAUGGUAAGGAAAAUCUUUUGCACUGACCAAGCAACAGGUCUUUGAUCUGUUCAUUAGACCAUGAUGGCCAGUCACACAACUGCAAAGUUGCCUUAGCUUUUUAUUCAAUAGAAAUGUGAAGAAAUUGUAAGUUCUUAAUGAAAAUUUUGUUCCAUCUUUGAAAGCUAAUAUAAUUGUGAUUUUAGUGCUGUCUGGUUAUCCAGAUGAGCUGUACAAUAUUUUUGAUCUUGAGACAAGGAGACAUAUUGUUUUAUUUUUAUUCAUCGUAGUCAGGAGUAUGGUUUCAGGCAGCAUUCUGUAUGCUUUUAUAUAACCUGAAUGCUUAUUUAGUUAGUUAUGUUAGUUCUUAUUUCUAUACCCAUCUGCUGCAUAAAAUACCUUAUAAUGUAUACAGUGUAUUACUUCUGUCUAAUUAAAUUGAACGCUACAUUUAUUUGGCACCUUGUGCAAAACCUUGCCAUGAAUGCAUGUCUGUGAAAAAAUGAAAUGCCAUGCAACAUAUCUAAGCAUAUACACAUUUGCAAACCAUCCCAUGUAACUGAAAACAAGUGACUUGAAACAAAUGUACGCACAGUCUGAAACUGAUAACAAGAGGUACGUGUAAAUCACUAUGCUUACUGCAGCAGUGGACAACGAUCUGUGAUAUCACAUCAGGGGAAUGUCAGACAGUCCAAAGUUGUGAACACCUAUAUCUACAUGUUUGUAUUAAAUCUGUUCUAAAGGCCACUUCUGUUGUAAUAUAUGCAGAACUGAAUAUUUAAUACGACCAGCAUUUAUUGUUACUUUUGUGUAUUACCUGUUGAAUUUUUACUACUCUUGCCCCCUCCACUUUGACAUUAUGAAGGAUGAUCCAACAGAAUAUCUUCCAGAGCUGUAUGUAACAACCACAUGCUAAAGUAUUGACCACUCUGCCCCAGUUUUCCAUUCGUUAUUGUUUUGAAUGGCUGCAGGUUCAGCCAUCUGAAUUCUGGGAAGAGAAGCACCAAGCAUUGUGAAAAUCUGACAGGUAUCUUGCUUGUACGUAUAAUUGUAGAAUAGCACAUUUUGAAGUGAAUGCAAAUCAAGUGGAUGAGAAGAAAUUGUUUUGACCAUGCCCUCUUGAUUGAUGGACUGUUUAUGAUGUGUUUAUUACAUGUGCAGGACUUAAUAUAUGAAGUGUCCAUGUAUUGAUGAGCGUUUUAUCAAAUGAAGUGAUAAGUGCAAUGAAGGCACCAUAAAUCAGGUAUUGAAUACGUGUACUUUGCUGGUUUUGUUUUGAUUGAGUAUCAUGGGACCAUCUGUAUUUUUUACAUCCAGAAAGAACACUUUUGAAAGCCAGUUUUAUUUUGUAUGAGGGCCUAUGUCAAUACUAGUGCACAUGUAAUUAUGAUGGGGCUCUGCUUAUUGUCAACCAUGACACCUGUAUAAUGCUAGGCCCAUAACAACAUGCAAUUAUUCCCAGAUCUCUUUUUCCUAAUAUGACAGAAACGGUCAUAGUUUGUAACCAUGUUUAGAGGUUAUGGAUGGAAGGCUGCCAUUGAGAGCAUGGCAUUAUAGUGCUAAAAUGUUCCUUCUAGACACAUGUAUUAUAUUUAGAUCUUGCACUGAUUACAUGAAAAGCAAAUGAAAUGGGUGAGCCGUGAUGGCAUACUGCCUUUAUACAGGUUGAAUGAUCUUUCAAAUGCAAAUGCCCUGUUAUUAGCCAGUGAAAAGGGAAGAUCAAUUUAUUUAUAAAACCUUGAAGAGGAACAAGGUUUGUUCAGAGCUCCUUGUUUUUCAUGUCAUGUGCAAUGUUCCUUUGAAGACCAUUUGUGGCCAGUUCUAGAAUUCUACAGGUCCACCGGUGCGUAAAUAAUAUGUUUACGUCUCAUUAUUAAGAUAUGUUUACGCUAAUAUUUUAAUUAAUAAGACAUUUUACCAUCUAGUCUUGUAUGUAUUGAAUGCUUUCCUAGGUAUAUAUUGCCUGAUAUUCAGUGUAUGUUGAAGCAAUGUCUUUCUCUGAGCAACUUAAAAGCAGUUGCAUCUUACCGGUACUUUUGACAUAGUCCAUACUGCAGCUCAAGUACACUUGUACACCUCUGCCUUGGGAAUGAUCAUGUAAUAGGUGUUCUUUGUCGUAGUAAUUUGACAAUUUUAAAAUAGUGAUGUGUGUAAUGUAGAACGUGACACAUUAAUUGUGCUCUUGUAAAAAAAAAAAAGAAAAAAAA